UUGAGGGUACCUUAGCCCUAGAGCCUCUUUAUAGAAAUGGCUGCCCUCCAGAACAACUCUCUGAGGAUUGUGCUGGUGGGGAAGACUGGCAGUGGAAAAAGUGCCACAGCAAAUACCAUCCUUGGGAGAAAAGAAUUCAAAUCUAAGAUUUCUGCCCACGCUGUCACCAAGAGAUGUCAGACAGCUUCCCGGACAUGGAAGGGGAGAGAACUUCUUGUUGUUGACACCCCGGGGCUCUUUGACACCAAGGACAGCCUGGACAUCACCUGCAGGGAAAUCAGCCGAUGUGUCCUCCAGUCCUGCCCCGGGCCUCAUGCCAUUAUCCUGGUUCUUCAGUUGGGCCGCCACACGGAUGAAGAGCAGAAAACCGUGGAGUUGAUCAAGGCUGUGUUUGGGGACUCAGCCAUGAAGCACAUGAUAAUCUUGUUCACGCGCAAAGAUGAUCUGGAGGACCAGAGCCUAAGUGACUUUAUAGCAGAUGUGGAUGGGAAGCUAAAGAGCCUCAUUCAGGAGUGUGGAGACCGUUACUGUGCCUUCAGUAACAGCUGCAAAACAGCCCAGGCUGAGAAGGAAGCCCAGGUGCAGGAGCUGGUGGAGCUGAUAGAGAAAAUGGUGCAGAGCAACGACGGGACCUACUUUUCUGACGCCAUAUACAGGGAGACAGAAGAAAGGCAGAGAAAGGAGGAAGAAGUCCUGAAGAAAAUCACUGAUCAGUUCGAAACAGAAAUUAAUGUAAUAGAAAAGGACACCAGUAUAUCACAGGAAGAAAAGGAUGAAAAAUUAAAGAGGCUAACAAUGGAGUAUAAUGAACAAAUGAAAAGUAAAAGAGAAAAAGCCGAGAGAAGUGUAUUAGAAGCAGUUAUCAAGGCAGUUAAAAAUGUGCUUUCAAAAAUAUGGGAAAUGUUUUGGAAGUAAUGUAAAUUUUAUUUUUCUUCUUAAUUCACUAUAACUUGUUAAUAUGGUAGAUCGUAUUUUCCAAAGAUGGCUAAAAUUGUAUCUUCUUGGAUGGACUUUGUGACUGCUUUGAUAAAUAGUGGAUGGGUGAAACAACACCAUAUGACUUCUAAGGUUAGAUAGAGAAAAUGCCUCCUUGCUCUCUUGAGAUGCUUGCCCUUGGAAUUUGGCCACCAUGUUGUAAAGAAGUCCAAUUUGCCUGUCAAGAAGCCCACAGGAAAAAGACAUGAAGUCACUGGCCCACUCUUCUGGCUGAUAUUUCAUCUGCCAGCUGGAACCAACUUGCCAGCCAUGCAAGCGAGGCAACACAGAAAUGGAUUCACCCACCACCAACUGAUGAAGCUUGCAAAGAGCAAAGAUGAGCCAUUUCCUGCUAGGACCUGCCCAAAUUGCAAAUUCAUGAGAAAAAUAAAUGGUUCUUGCUUUAAACCACAAA
This is a messenger RNA of Vicugna pacos (alpaca), 1390 nucleotides long. The record is from RefSeq and is a predicted model, not a curated record. Lineage: Eukaryota; Metazoa; Chordata; Mammalia; Artiodactyla; Camelidae.